AAUGUCUCUGUAACGAAAAAGGAAAGCUAAUUAUUAUUUGUUUUGUAGCCGUAGCUAGAAAUUUAUGUUACUUGAUUUGAGUUUAUAGGAAGAAGAAUCAUAGAGAGCAUUAAGUCUAUCAAUCAACAGAGAUGAGCAUUUUGUUUCAAAUAUUCGUAAAUAUUAAGAUUUGAACUCUAAGCUUACAAAUCAGCACUUACGAGCUAGGUAGCGUAAUCUUUAUUUAGAAAUAAGAUUAAGAAACAGAGAUAAGCAGGAUUAGUUAAACGGUAAAAUAAUAGUCUAAACUAUAAUUAACUGGGAAUUUCAUAAUUAAAUAAAUAAAUUUUUUGUUACUGCGAGACGACAGCGACGCGACAGGGCGCGCGUCUAUAAAUUGCCUGACCGAAGAUCUCGCUGCCUAGAAAGUGGCAAUCGAGUAACUUUUUCCUAUUUUGUUCUUUCCCUUUCCAUCAUUAAAUUUUCCCAAAAUCCGUUUCCCUCUUUCUUCCUGAGAAAACAUUUUCCCGAUUGGUUUUCCAACCCUCCAAACAGCCUCUUAAGCAAUCAAUCCUCCUUUUGAAUCCCUUUUUCCCCCUCCCCGCCAUUGCCUGCAUCUCGGGAAUCCUUUCAAUUUGCAGAACAGUACACGCCUUAACGGUUUCCACACCGUCAUCGAUCGUCAUCUGGUCUCGAUUCUCAUCCCGAGCUGAACAUAUGAUCCACAAUCGAACCGCCGGGAGUUUGUGAUUGAUUUGAACAGACGAUGACCGGCGGCGAGAGGAGGAAGGAGGCGGUGGUGACGGCGUCGGCUGCGGAAGAGGAGGAGGAGGAAGAGUUCGAAGUGCAGGAUGUGAGGGAGAGAUUAGGUUCUUCGAUGGGGAGCAGAUUCAAUCUGAUUGAUCGGCAGUUCGGUUUGAGCAGGAGGAAUGCCGGCGGGGCCGGAGGAGGGGGAGGGAGCGGCGGAGGAUCCAGCACGAGCAAGUUCAGCCGUCAAUCUCUCAUCAAUGGAUUCCAUUACGUCUCCAAAGGUCUCAUCAUCCAUCCCGAUAACAGGUGGUAUCGUGCAUGGUCGAAGUUCAUUCUGCUGUGGGCAGUAUACUCUUCAUUCUUCACGCCCAUGGAGUUCGGUUUCUUCAGGGGAUUACCUGAGAACCUCUUCAUUUUGGACAUAGUAGGGCAGAUUGCUUUCCUUUUCGACAUUGUUCUGCAGUUCUUUAUUUCCUACAGAGACCCACAAACUUAUCGCAUGGUCUAUAAACGUUCACCAAUUGCUCUCCGGUAUUUAAAGUCUCAUUUUAUCGUUGAUUUGCUUGGUUGCAUGCCUUGGGACAUCAUCUACCAGGUUUCUGGGCGUAGGGAAGAAGUGAGGUAUCUUUUGUGGAUAAGAUUAUGGCGGGUGCGGAGAGUUAUAGAAUUUUUCUACAAGAUGGAGAAGGACAUAAGGAUUAAUUAUCUCUUCACUCGAAUCAUAAAGCUCAUUGUAGUCGAGCUCUACUGUACACACACAGCAGCCUGCAUAUUUUACUAUUUGGCCACUACUUUACCAGCUUCCAGUGAAGGCUACACAUGGAUUGGGAGUCUGAAGAUGGGUGAUUACAGUUAUGCACAAUUCAGAGACAUUGAUAUCUGGACACGAUACACAACAUCUUUAUAUUUCGCCAUUGUGACCAUGGCUACAGUAGGGUACGGUGAUAUCCAUGCUGUCAACUUGAGGGAGAUGAUAUUUGUCAUGAUCUAUGUAUCGUUCGACAUGAUUCUCGGUGCUUACUUGAUUGGCAACAUGACCGCAUUAAUCGUGAAAGGAUCCAAGACGGAGAAGUACAGGGACAAAAUGACGGACCUCAUCAAGUAUAUGAACAGGAAUCAACUUGGAAGGGACAUCCGUAACCAGAUCACAGGCCAUUUGAGGUUGCAGUAUGAGCGUAGCUACACUGAGGCCUCUGUUCUUCAGGAAAUUCCAAUUUCCAUCCGUGCUAAGAUCUCAGAAACUUUAUACCUUCCCAUCAUUGAAAAAGUUGUCCUCUUUAAUGGGUGCUCCACAGAAUUUAUCAAUCAGAUUGCUGUUAGGCUCCAUGAAGAGUUUUUUCUUCCAGGAGAAAUAAUUUUGGAACAAGGAAGUGUUGUAGAUCAGCUAUACUUCGUUUGCCAGGGCGCCCUGGAGGAAGUUGGGAUGGGAGAAGAUGGAUCAGAAGAAACCGUUUCACUACUACAACCAAACAGCUCGUUUGGAGAAAUCUCAAUCAUUUGCAACAUUCCCCAACCUUACACAGUUCGAGUCUGUGAGCUAUGCAGACUCCUCAGACUAGACAAACAGUCCUUCUCGGACAUACUUGAGAUAUUCUUCUACGAUGGGCGUAAGAUCUUGAACAACCUCCUACAGGCAAAAGAAGCAACUCUGCGGGAUAAUAACCUUGAAUCAGACAUCACAUUCCACAUAGGGAAGCAAGAAGCUGAGCUUGCUUUGAGAGUCAAUAGUGCGGCUUUCCAUGGGGAUCUCUUCCAGCUUAAGGGUUUCAUUCGAGCUGGAGCUGAUCCCAACAGAACUGAUUAUGAUGGCAGAUCACCGUUGCAUCUUGCAGCAUCGAGGGGUUAUGAAGACAUGGCUAGCUUCCUCAUAGGGAAGGGAGUUGAUGUCGACGUAAAAGAUAAAUUUGGGAACACGCCAUUGAUGGAAGCUAUCAAAAGCGGGCAUGAUCGAGUUGCAUCAUUACUUGUCGAGAAAGGUGCCUCUCUGAACAUAGACGAUGCAGGUAGCUUCCUGUGCACGUCAGUUGUGAGAGGAGACUCUGAUUUCCUCAAGAGGUUUUUGGCCUUCGGGGUUGAUCCCAACUCAAAGGACUACGACCACCGAACUCCACUUCAUGUAGCUGCCUCCGAAGGGCUCUACUUGAUGGCCAAAUUGCUGGUAGAGGCUGGAGCCAGUGUUUUCACAAAGGACAGGUGGGGAAACACGCCAUUGGAUGAAGGCCGCAAGUGUGGGAAUAAGAAUUUGAUCAAGCUUUUGGACGGUGCUAAGACUGCACAGAUGGCAGAAAUGGGUGAUAGCCCUCUGGGAACCAGAGCAGAAACACAUCACUCAAGAAAAUGCACGGUGUUCCCAUUCCAUCCAUGGUGUCCUAAGGAGGAGAGGAAGAGAGUUGGUAUACUAUUAUGGGUGCCAAAGUCCAUUGAGGAGCUCAUAAAAGCUGCAGCCGAGCAGCUGGAGUUUCAGGGCGAGGAAGAUUCCACUUCUUCUACUUGUGUUGUGACGGAGGAUGGAGGCAGGAUAUUGGAUGCGAAUAUGAUUGACGAUGGCCAGAAAUUGUAUCUAAUCAAUCAAACACGUUGAAGGACUCUGAGAAUGAGACGAGAAAUUUUUGGUUCGAGUAGAAAUGUAUACUGCUAUAUAGUAUGCCGCUUCCGUUAUGUAUGGUCAAAAUGCUGGCCAUUCUCAAGUCUAUGUUAGAGGGUUAGGUGUGUGAUUUAGCUUAGAUUUUUGUACAUAUGUUGUUGUAAAUAGCUCUCGAAAAUAAUAAAAGAGUGACAGGUGUGUGUUUGUCAAAAAAAAAAAAAAAAAAAAACUUAAACAAGCGAAACCCCUCCUUCCGAAGAUUCAAACGCCAGCCAAAAAAUAUACCCAUCUCCUUCCCUCCAAAGCGAGAAUCGAAAUUUCCCCCAGGCUAGAAAAUUUUCCCCGGAAAAUUCCUGCGUCGCCGUCGACAUUCCACGCCUUCACCGCUGAUUCAAACCCCCCGCCGCAGCUUCUCCGCCAACGAUUGUUCUGUUCUCCAGAUCCACAAAAUGUCAGUUGUCAAGAAUGGUCCAUUAGGUCAGGCGGAGACAACUUGUGGAUCCCUUCUAAACGAGUUGCAGAUAAUCUGGGAUGAAGUUGGUGAGUCUGAUACCGAUCGUGAUAAGAUGCUAUAUGAACUUGAACAAGAAUGUCUCGAAGUAUACAGAAGAAAGGUGGAUCAGGCAAACCGGAAUAGAGCUCAGCUUAGACAGGCAAUUGCUGACUCUGAAGCUGAGCUUGCCGCAAUAUGUUCUGCAAUGGGAGAGCGACCGGUACACAUUAGACAGGCUGAUCAAAGCACUGGAAGCCUGAAGGCAGAACUUGAAACGAUUCUCCCACAACUUGAGGAGAUGCGCAAACGGAAGGUUGACAGAAGAAAUCAGUUUCUUCAAGUUCUUGAAGAGAUCCAGCAGAUUUCAAAUGAAAUAAAUGAAAUAGCUGGUGGCGUUCUGUAAAUGAAAGUGACCUGUCUUUGAGGAAGCUGGAAGAGUUGCAUAGAAAGCUCCAUGACUUCAAACUGAGAAGAAUGAUCGGCUGAAGCAGGUUCAGGAGGCUUUAGAUACCAUAAGCUCAUUUUGUGUGGUGCUUGGUAUGGAGCUCAAGCAAACAAUUGCUGAGAUUCAUCCAGAAUUUGACUGUGCUGACGUGUCAAAGAGAAUAAGUAAUGAAUCCAUCAAAUCUUUAGCUACUGCAAUUCAAAGAUUGCGAGAGUUGAAAUUACAAAGAAUGCAAAAGCUACAAGAUCUUGCAACUGCUAUGUUGGAGCUUUGGAACUUGAUGGAUACCCCUAUUGAAGAGCAGCAAGCAUUCCAGAAUGUUACAUGCAAUAUAGCUGCUGCGGAACAUGAGAUAACUGAACCAAAUACCCUUUCCAUGGACUUCCUCAAUUUUGUUGCAGCAGAAGUCUCCCGGUUGGAAGAGUUGAAAGUUAGUAAGAUGAGGGAGCUGGUUCUGAAAAAGAGGGCAGAGCUGGAUGAAGUCUGUAAGAAGACCCAUAUGGUCCCCGAAGCAAAUGUAGCGAUAGAUUGUGCCAUCGAAGCCAUAGAGUCUGGACAAGUAGACCCUGGAAGUCUCUUGGAGCAGAUUGAAUUUCAAGUUGCUAAUGUGAAGGAAGAAGCUUUUAGCAGGAAGGAAAUUCUUGACAAGGUUGAGAAAUGGAAAGCUGCGUGUGAGGAGGAAUCCUGGCUUGAGGAAUAUAAUAGGGAUGAUAAUAGAUACAAUGCUGGAAGAGGCACUCAUUUGAUUCUCAAGCGUGCUGAGAAAGCUCGUGCUUUAGUCACCAAAAUUCCAGGCAUGUUGGAGGGUUUGGCUUCUAAAACAAUGGCAUGGGAAAAGGAGAGGGGCAUAGAAUUCUUAUAUGAUGGUAUUCGCCUUCUUUCCAUGCUUGAAGAGUAUAGCAUUCUAAAACAAGAGAAAGAGGAAGAAAAGCGUAGGCAGCGGGAUCAAAAGAAGCUGCAGGGACAACUAAUAGCAGAACAAGAGGCUCUCUAUGGAUCAAAACCAAGUCCGUCCAAGAACCUUAGUUUCAAAAAGGGAUCUAGAGUUUCAACCGGAGGUGCAACCAAUAGAAGACUGUCCGUCGGAGGAGCGAUGCCACAAACUCCAAAACUCGACAAGAUCCUCUCUAGCAGAACAUUGUCUUGCCGGUCUGCCAAGAAGAUCAACAACCACAAUGACUCACUAAGUCAGUAUCAGGAUGAUACGUUCUCUACCUUAUCUGCUGGUAGGAGAGGUCUGGAUAUAGCUGGUCUGCCCAUGAAAGCUCAGUCAUUUGGCACCGCAAACGGCCGAGAACCAGAUUCUGCAAUGCUGCUGCGGAAGCCAUUCUCGCCCAUCUCUUCCACAACAUCAUCCAAAGCUAAUUAUGUAGAAGAGCCAGUCAGAGUAGCCCACGGGGAAAGUGCAUUCAAGAAGAAUGACCAGUUGUUCAUGACUCCUCCAAAGACCACUGCCACCACCGCUGCUUACCUUGCUGAGGAAGAAAACAGAACUCCUAGGCUACUGCCAGUGUCUGCCAUGACACCCUCCACAGUGUCAGUACCGAUGCAGACAGCCAUGACUCCAGCAGCUCCAGUUCAUUUUGGUGGUUUCAAGUCAGCGGGUGAAGAGGCGGUUGCUGAAGAAAUUGAGUACUCAUUUGAAGAGAGAAGAGCUGGGUUUGCUCUUCCUCACACUGCACACGUGAAGUCACUGAUUCAAGUUUGAUGUAAGAUAAGUUUUCUCCUUUAUUAGGUCAUUCAUUUUAGGUGGGCUUUUGAGGUAGUGAAGGCUUCUUUUGGCUUUCAUAGCCUUGCUUGGAGUGCAAGUGAAGAUUGUAAUUGGUUUCUGGAUAGUGUAUAUUAGUCCAUGACAACUGUGGACGAGGACCAGACUCUGUGGGCUGUGGAAAUGCGAGUUUACUUCAAUGCUUGUUGAAUCUGUUGUUUCAAGUAGAGAAUUAAGAGAUGCAGUUUCUUGGGUUUA
Messenger RNA from Linum tenue, 6217 nucleotides. NCBI's taxonomy places the organism in Eukaryota, Viridiplantae, Streptophyta, Magnoliopsida, Malpighiales, Linaceae. The record is from the annotation of a GenBank genome assembly.